Helianthus annuus (common sunflower) is the source of this 10868-nucleotide messenger RNA. RefSeq lists its product as uncharacterized. The transcript is spliced from 48 exons. The record is from RefSeq and is a predicted model, not a curated record. NCBI's taxonomy places the organism in Eukaryota, Viridiplantae, Streptophyta, Magnoliopsida, Asterales, Asteraceae. Gene Ontology annotation, biological process: protein retention in Golgi apparatus; protein targeting to vacuole. Gene Ontology annotation, cellular component: extrinsic component of membrane. The coding region runs from base 302 to 10603 and encodes 3433 amino acids.
ACACAAAACGGCAUCGUUUUAGUAUUUUUGAUCUGAUUUUAGUUUUUACACGCACACCCUUUUUUCCCUGUUUCCGUUAUUCCCAAUCUCCCGCGACCACCUCCUCCCUCCACCGCCUCCGGCCGUCGUUACACCGCCGCACGCCACCGCCGCACACCACAGCACACCACAGCACACCACAGCACACCUCCUUCUGGUUUACAAACAAUUGACAUGUCCAAUAGUUGAUGGAAUCACUCAACUGUUGGACCUCCAAAUCACCACUCACUUUCAUAUUCCAGUUUCAUGCUAAUUUGAGGAAAUGUUUGAAGGUUUAGUAAGGCAGCUGAUUUUAGGUUAUCUUGGGCAAUAUAUUAAAGAUAUACACAGGGAGCAACUCAAGAUUACACUCUGGAAUGAGGAAGUAUUAUUGGAAAAUGUGGAGUUAAUUCUAGAGGCUUUUGACUACCUCGAACUUCCAUUUGCUUUAAAGCAAGGUCGAGUUGGGAGAUUAAGCAUUAGAAUUCCUUGGAAAAAGCUUGGGUGGGACCCAAUAAUUAUAAUUUUGGAGGAUAUAUUAGUUUAUGCCUCCCAACGUGAGGAUGAAGAGUGGGGUGCUGAUGAUGUUGAACGAAGAGAAUUUGCUGGUAAAAAGGCCAAACUUGCUACAGCAGAACUGGCAAAGUUAUCGCAACGUGUAUGUGAUAAUCAGACUGGGAAAUCAUUUAUAUCGUACAUUACUGCAAAGAUUAUUGAUGGCAUCCAAGUCACCAUCAGAAAUGUUCAUGUUGUAUAUGGAGAUAUGGCAAAUGACAAGGCGCAAACGAUAUUUGGUUUGAAGUUGACUAGUUUGACUGCAAUGAAGCAAAAUCUUACAAGUUUAUCAAGUGGAAAGGUGAGGAUUGGGCAAGUAAACAAGCUUAUUGAGAUUCAAGGUUUGGAAAUAUACUGUAGAACCUUUCAUGGAUGUGCAAAAGAUUUAUAUACCGACAACGGUGGAGACUCCAUGUCAAUUGUUGCUGCAAGUUCUCAAAGUGACGAACACAUUCACCUGUUGGCCCCGGUCAAUGUAUCUGCUUCUCUAUCGGUGAAUAGGUCUGGACGGCUUGAGAAUAACGCAGCACAAUACUCUAUUGAUGUUGAGUUAUCCGGUCUGGUCUUAUCCCUGAAUGAAGAUCAGUUGCAGCAAAUAUUGUAUCUUUAUGACUAUCUAUGCAUCUGCCGGCUAAGAGAGAAAUAUGGUCGUUUUCGCCCUUGGGAGAGUCCUUUAUCAGAGAGACCUACGGGAUGGCAGAUAAAGUGGUGGCAUUAUGCUCAACACUCUGUGCUAUCUGAUGUUCGUAAAAGACUAAAAAAGACUUCAUGGAAAUACCUAGGAGAACGUGUAGGCAGAAAACGGCGGUAUAUAAAGCUAUAUAAAUUGAAAUUAGAAUCCCUUCGGAAAGAAGAGCCACUGGAUGAUGCAAUUGUUUCGGAACUGGACCAAAUGGAGAAAUCAUUCGAUAUAGAUGAUAUCCUAAGUUACAGGUCUGCUGCUGAAAAUGAGAUCCAGGAAUUCUUGGUGGAUUCAGCCAAUGGUAUCGGAGCUAAUGAAGCCAAUACUACUUUUGACAAGUCGGUUGAUGAUGACCAAAGCAAGCCCCAAGGUUGGUUAAAGUGGUUGUCUCGUGGUAUGCUUGGUGCCGGAGGUACAGAUGAUUCCAGCCAGUUCUCUGGUGUAGUUUCAGAUGAAGUAAUCAAGGAUAUUUAUGAGGCGACAAAGUUUCAUCCUGCACCCUCCCCUGUUCUGGAUGCUACUGGUAGUGAUGGAAUUCUUUUGUCUUCUAUUAAAUUCUCUAUAAGUCGAAUAUCUGCAACGUUGCGCAACAGGAAGUUCGGUCGUGCUAUUGCUGAACUGGUUUUUGAGGAAAAUCUUGUUGAGUGCAUGAUUUGGGAGGAAUCUGCUGUUGUUACUGCAUCAAUCGAGUCUGUUGAGAUGAUGAAUCCGUUAAAUGAGAAUGCCAUUUUACUUGUCAAAAAGGGUGUCUCAGAGGAGCCUUUUCUUGAAGUGGGAAAACCAUCCCUAAAUAUCCAAGCUUACAUUCCAAAAGAAAAUCGUGACGGUGAAAUGACACUGAAGGUGAUGCUUGAGCCAAUUGAAGUGACUUGUGAUCCAACGUUUUUUUUGAAUGUCAUGGAGUUAUAUAGUGUUCUGAGUUCUUAUAACUCUCAUGAAGAAAGGGUCCUAAAAUCGCUUAAUAGGAUCAAUGAUGUGAAGUCGCGGCUAAUAUCAAAAGCUGAAUACAUAUUGUCAAGUCGGAAGAGAGUGAUGUGGGAUGUUAGUUUGAUAGAUGUUAAGAUAGUUAUUCCAUGGAAGAACAGGAGUUCAGAGAUGCAUAAAUUGGUACUUGGAUUGACAGCUGUUACAUUCACAUCCAAGCGUGAUAUUGACUGUUUCGCCCCUGAUAUCAAUGUACCGUCUCAGUUCGUGAGGAAUUUGGUAGAUAUCGAAUCUUCAAGUGAGCUCCUGAAGGGAAUUCAGAUUCAAGAUCUGCAUGAUCACUUCGAAACUAAAAUAAUUGACUUUGAGAUAAAUUUGUCUGUGCCUUUUUAUCCUUAUACUUUCCCUAUUCUGGAGAAAGUUAACGCUUCUUUUGCUAUCGCACGGUGCAUUGUUCAGGAUGAAUUGUUCUUAAAAGCAUUGGAGGUUUAUGUAGUGGUGGCAACUAUUUGGGCACGCUUGUCGCCAUCAAUAAUCGGUGCAAUUUUGGAACUUUACGAAAGUUUCAGUACGCUGCAUCAUUCACCAGAUUUGGUGACAUCAGAAACAACAUCGUCACAUGAUUCAGAUAUAGACAAACCAAAAAAGACCAACACUUCUCGGAUUUCCGUUCUAGCUAAUCUGGAAUCCGCUAGUGUCAUUGUUGAUCUUGAAAACGGCUUAGAGGCUAGCUGCACAUUAACUGUUUCUCUGCAGGACUUGGAUAUUAGGUUUGUUAUUAUGGGACCCACAAUCGCUUGCUGGAUAUGCACAAGAGCUUUAAAGAUAACAUCCCGUUCGUUGGAAAGCGGGGAGGAUGUUAUCAUAUGCUUAUCUGAAAGUAAUUAUUCUCCGCAUUCUUCACAGCUACAAGAAGAAGAAUUAAAUGUUUCACCUAACGGGUGCCUCAUGUUACAUUAUGACGGCGAUUUAGUUAACCACAAGUUUAGCAUAUGGUUAAGUGAUCUUGAUCUUCAUUGCUACCCGUAUAUUAUCGGAUUGCUUGUUGACUUUUUCAACAAGCUAUCUGAAUAUACUCCUUCACAUGCUGGUUUCAAGAAUCAAGAUUUAAGUAAUGGUUUUCAAUCGGGUUCGUAUUUUGACUUUCAAAGAUUUGGUUGCUCAAAUUUCUUCCAGACUGGUUCAUGUGAUUGGGCGAGCAUCCCAGUGGAUCAUUAUCCGUUUGUGACGAUACACAAGGACAGACCGCUUCUUAAUCUUGAAAAUUCACUUAUUAACAUCAGUACAGACUGGAAAAAGGUUUUUAAAAUAAGAGAGAGUAAGAUAAACAGUUCGAAAUUCUGUGCAAAAAAGGAAUUUCAGAAACUACACAUCCCGUUGAUUGAACAUGAACAUGAACCGUUGGAUCAUGACCUUGUAGAUCUGGUUGUAAUCAAUCUUCAUUUCAGCAGCAUAAGAUUGCAUCUUCAUGACUCUAAAUGCAUCGUCGCAUCUGCUACGCUUCCUGCUGCUAAAUCUUAUUUGGCUGUACAUAAUGACUGUUUGGAUGCGUUUUGUUCUACUGAAGGAUUAAUCCUCUCUUCUUACUGGUGCCCUCAGUCUUUACAAGAUUCCCUGUGGGGCCCAAUAUCACCGAAUCUUUCCCCAGUGAUUAAUCUUCGUGUGAAAAAAAUGACAUCUAGUAUUGAACUGGAUUUUAGUAUUCAAAACGUGUCGUGCGUUUUACCACCUGAGUUCCUUGCUGUUCUCAUCGGUUACUUCUCAUUGCCUGAUUGGAACUUUAACGCCAACGAAUAUAACGAUGAAGGGGUCAACCUUAGUUUGACUUACAAGUUUGAGAUAUUGGAUUCGAUUUUGUUUGCACCGGUGGUUAAUGCAGAUCGGCAGUUUCUAAAGCUUGAAAUUCCACAAAUGUACUGCACAUUUAUCGAGUAUUGUGAUUCUGAUAGUCUUUUAAAAGAAAUUCCCGCUGAGUGUUGUGUUCCAGAUAAAUUCAUUUCAGAUCAAAAUCAUAGUUUGAAUUUAUUCGGGCGGGAGUUAUCUCUACAUCAUAUUCUUUUGAAAGACGAAGCUUCUGAUUCCGUGAAAUUUAAUCAUGAUAUUGAAAAAAGUGUCGGAUUGAUCGCACCUUUUAGUGGUGAUUUAUGGAUCAGAAUACCAUAUGGAUCUACUGCUUCUUCCUCAACUUGUGUCAUGUCAAGAAUUAGCAAUUUCCAACUAAUUGUUGAAGGAAAUGACACUAUUGGUUCCUUUGGAGCAUUGCAAGAUGUCGUUGAUGAGUUAUCUUCUGUUGAAGAUCGAUCCCGAUGUUACACUACUGAUGUUCUACAGUUUCUCCAUUCAAAGAGGAAUUCUAAAGAAAAUCAUGUUCCUGUUGAAUCUUCAACUGUCACCUUCACAGAAAUUCGAUUUUCUAUCCAAUCUGUGUCGGUAAAUAUUUACCCUCCACAGACAGAAUUGGUUUCUCACGAACUUCUUGCCAAAAUCGACAUGAAAUUCACAUGUUCAAUAUCGUUAAAAAACGACAAACCUCACUGUUUGAACAUGUCGUUCAGUUCGUUACAACUCAGAUCCCUGUUUAACUCGGUUGUUUUACUGGAAUGCACAUCUUCUACCCAAAAUGGACUUGUACUUCAGUUAAACGUUCUAGUGUCGGAUGCGGGUGAAAAUCAGCUUAAUAUUACUCUUCCUUGUGUUAACAUUUGGUUAUUUUUAUCCGAAUGGGGUAAAGUCGUUGACUUAUUUAAUGAGGAAUUAAAGAAAUCCAGUUUGGAUCGGGGUUACCAUGUUGAUACUCCGGAAAACGCAUCUCCAUCUGCCACUGUGUCAAGUUAUUUAUCUUCAGAAGACGUACUUCAACAUCCGUUCUCGCAUCCGUUCUCGCUAAUUGUGAAGUCAAAUCAUAUUGGAAUAAAGAUUUGUGUUCCUGUUCGAGAGAAGAAUUCAUUCAGUGACUACAGUUUUCUCUCUAUUUAUUUGCAAAGUAGGUGCACUGAGAUGAGUGUUAAUGGUCAAAAAGCAAAUUUGAAGUCAAAUAUCGGGAAAACAACAGGAACAGUUGAGUUAUGUCAGAACAAAAGGGUUCAUUCUUGGCCACUUUUUCAGUUAUUGCAGGUUGAUGUUGAAGCAGAAAUUGGUAAUGAUGACAUGGAUCAUAUGCACUUGAAGACAGAUGUUAACUGUGAUAAUCUUGAUGUUUGGCUUUCACAUGACGUAUUUUACUUCUGGCAAACUAUGCAUUUUGUGUUUCCCGAUGACACCGGGUCUCCUCAGUUUCCACCGUGUGAUGUAAAUUUUAGAUUUUAUCUACAGAAGCUUUCCCUGCUUUUGACUGACCUAAAGUGGAGCUCCAAUGGCUCUCUUCUAGAAGUUUUCAUGGGAAGUAUGCUGUUUCGUGGUAUCAUAACUGAAAACCUAAUGGAAGGAACAAUUGAAAGUGAGCUUCAAGUGAACUACAAUAACAUUCACAAGGUUUUGUGGGAACCUUUUCUCGAGCCUUGGAAAUUCCAAGUAAGCUUAAGAAGAGAACAUGGAAAGAGUGCCCUUGAGAAUAGCGCAGUCAUGACUGAUGUUCAUCUUGAGUCGGCAAUGAAUCUCAAUGUUAACAUUACUGAAUCGUUUACCGAGGUCGCUUUCAGAGCGUUUGAUAUGGUUAAGGAUGCAUGCGAUCUCACGGAACCAAAUAUUCUUUCCGAAAACUCAAGAUUGACAACAGGCACCAGUGAGAACACACUUGCCACCAGAUACGCCCCUUACACACUUGAAAAUCUAACUUCACUUCCUCUAGUGUUUUACAUCUACAAAGGUUCUCAAACUGUCGACGGAUUCAAUACAUCAUCGUUAAAAGAUGGAAAAUUCGUGCAGCCAGGCUCUUCAUACCCAGUAUAUAUUGACGAUACUGAGCCCGAUGACAAGAAUUUUAGCUUUAGGACCAGCCAGUCUUCUGACAACUUAGGUGACAGACAUGUUGCUGAUGCACAACAUCAUUACAUCGUUGUUCAACUUGAAGGAACUUCCACCAUGUCGACUCCUAUUUCUAUUGAUUUGGUUGGCGUGAGCUUUUUUGAGGUGGAUUUUUCUAAUUUGUCGACUAAUUUAGGAGUUGAAAAUGGUGCGGAUAUUACUAAAGGUGUUAGUAGCUACGUUGUUCCCGCGAUAAUUGAUGUUUCAGUUCAGAGAUACACAAAGUUAGUGCGUCUGUACUCCACUGUCAUACUCCUAAAUGCAACAUCAGUGCCAUUUGAAGUGCGGUUUGAUAUUCCUUUUGGCGUAUCUCCCAAGAUUCUGGACCCAAUAUAUCCGGGUCACGAGUUUCCUCUUCCUCUACAUUUAGCUGAAACGGGCCGUAUAAGAUGGCGUCCACUUGGCAGCACGUACCUUUGGAGUGAAGCUUAUAGUAUUUCUAGUAUUCUUUCUAACGAAACUAAAAUAAAAAUUAAAAGUUUUCGUGCGUUCGUCUGCUACCCUUCUCUUCCAAGUAGUGAUCCUUUUCGCUGCUGCGUAUCAGUGCAUGACAUGUGUCUGCCUUCGAUUGGACGAAUAAACAAGGGUUCAUCAUCUCUUUAUGUUUAUGAUUCCUUAAAGCAAUCAGACAAGAUAGAAAAUCAAGAUCACUCUAAUAAGCGGUGUAUUCACCUGAUUACGUUAAGCAAUCCUUUAAUAGUAAAAAAUUAUUUACCAGUUACUGUAUCUUUGAUGAUUGAGAGCGGUGGAGUCACACGUAACAUGUUGCUUUCAGAGGUUGAAACUUGUUUUCAUCAUAUUGAUUCGUCGCAUGAUCUUUCGUUAACGUUUCAUAUUCAUGGUUUCCGACCAUCUGUUCUGAAGUUCCCCCGUGCAGAGAAGUUUAGUGAAAUUGCUAAAUUCAGUGGAACAAAGUUUUCUUCUUCUGAAUCCGUUAACUUUAGUUCCAAUACCUCUAAAGCUUCGUUAUAUGUGACAAUGGAAAAGGUGAUGGUUGCAUUUUCUGGGGCCCGCGAAAUCUGCAUAUUUGUUCCGUUCUUAUUGUAUAACUGCUGUGGCUUUCCCCUCAUCGUUGCUAACUCUACCAACGCGCUGACGACACACGGCUGCACCGUGCCUUCUUGUUAUGAUUUGGAUGAGCGAGACCUAUAUUUAGGCAAAAAAGACGGUCUCGGCCUUUUGUCUUCUAAUCAGUUUCUGCAUAAUGACGGUACUAAGAAGUUUCCGCAAAAUAGUAAUCUUGUUUCCACUAGGAAGAGCUUGGACACGUAUUACGGUAAGUCUUUGAAGAAUAUAGAACCACAAACAUCAUCCAUGAAUGAUAAGGGGAAAGAUUCAGUUCCAAGAAGUCCAUCAAAUGUGAAACUGAAUGAUUCUGAUGAAACAAAAGGGAAAAAGGUCAAUUUUUGUAUGUAUUCGCCUGAUCCUAAUAUAUCUUCGAGUGAGAUUAUGGUUAGGGUUAGUCGCUGCCAGUCUGAUGCUGAUGUGGAAAGUAACCUUGACUACGCAUGGUCUAGUCAAUUUUUUCUUGUUCCACCAACUGGUUCAACUACCGUUCUUGUUCCUCAAUCAUCAAACAGUGGUUCGUAUGUGUUAUCUGUAUCUUCUAGUGCUGUUGCUGGCCCUUUUUCUGGAAGAACAAGGAUUAUUAGUUUCCAGCCCAGAUAUGUGAUUAGUAACGCAAGCAGUAAGGACUUGUGCUUUAGGCAGAAAGGAUCUGACUUUAUAUAUCAUUUAAAAGUUGGCCAGCACUCUCAUAUACAUUCGACAGAUAUCACAAGGGAAUUACUCAUUUCUGUUCGUUUUGAUGAACCCGGAUGGCAGUGGUCCGGAUGCUUCUUUCCAGAACAUUUAGGUGAUACACAGUUGAAAAUGCGAAAUUAUGUUUCUGGUGCAGUUACUAUGGUACGCGUGGAGGUGCAAAAUGCUGACGAUGCAAUUAGAGAUGCAAAGAUUUUCGGGAAUCCUCAUGGCGAUUCUGGGACAAACUUAAUUCUUUUAUCUGAUGAUGAUACUGGUUUUAUGCCAUACAGGAUCGAUAAUUUCUCAAAGGAGAGACUACGCAUUUAUCAACAAAAAUGUGAAGCAUUUGAGACCGUUGUUCAUUCUUAUACAUCUUGCCCUUAUGCAUGGGAUGAACCCUGUUACCCACAUCGCCUAACCGUUGAGGUGUUUGCCGAGAGGGUAAUUGGGUCUUUUACCCUUGAUGAUGCUAAAGAGUACAAACCAGUGUGUUUACCUGCAACUUCUGAGAAGCCUGAAAGAAGAUUGUUAUUAUCUGUCCAUGCUGAAGGAGCAUUAAAGGUUCUCAGUGUCAUUGAUUCAAGUUAUCAUAGUGUUGACGAUAUAAAAACCCCAAAUUCUUCUCGCCUAAAUGAUAAAACCGAAAUUGACCAAAGGCAGGAAAGUUCCGUUAUUUACAAAGAAAGAUUAUCGGUCGCAAUUCCUUUCAUUGGGAUUUCCGUUAUUAGUUCUCAACCGCAGGAGUUGCUCUUUGCUUGUGCAAGGAACAUGGUGAUUGAUUUAGUUCAGAGUUUGGACCAGCAAAAGUUUUCGUUAAAAAUUUUUGCGUUGCAAAUUGAUAACCAACUUCCGACCACACCUUACCCUGUUAUAUUAUCUUUUGACCAUGAAUACAAGCAAAUCCCGACUUCUCAAAUGAUAACUAAAGAUGAUAGUUUGAGGGUAAAAGGGGGACACAUGAAACAAUUCAUAUCCGACAGUUCAUGUGAGCCUGUAUUGUCAUUGGCUGUAGCUAAAUGGAGGAACAAAGAUAGAGCGUUACUUUCGUUCGAGCAUAUUAAUUUAAGAAUGACAGAUUUUCAUCUUGAGCUGGAGCAAGAUGUCAUUUUAGGUCUGUUUGACUUUUUUAAGACGGUAUCUUCAAGGUUCCAUAGCAGAGCCACGCCACAUAAGGAUACAGUCAUGCAUCCUCUCUCCUCAAGUUUCAGUGUAAAUAUGGCAAGGAAAUUUUCUGACACCCAUAAAACUAAAAAGUCAAAUGGGGAUCCUAGAUUUGUCGAAAGUCAAAAUCAAACCUCUCCCUUGCUGCCAUCAGUUGUGCCAAUUGGAGCACCCUGGCAGAAAAUCUAUCACCUAGCACGAAAACAGAAGAAAAUAUACGUUGAAGUGCUUGAAGUAGCCCCCGUCACUUUGACGUUAAGCUUUUCAAGCAGUCCGUGGAUGCUAAGAAACGGAAUACUUACAUCAGGAGAGUAUCUUAUUCAUAGAGGUCUAAUGGCUCUUGCUGAUGUGGAGGGAGCACGAAUUCAUCUGAGACGAUUAACAAUUUCUCAUCAAUUGGCUAGCUUGGAAUCCAUUCGAGAGAUCUUGACCAUUCAUUACACACGCCAACUUCUUCAUGAGAUGUACAAGGUUUUUGGUUCUGCUGGGGUUAUCGGCAAUCCCAUGGGUUUUGCAAGGAGUGUGGGACUUGGAAUCAAAGAUUUUCUGUCGGUUCCAGCCAGGAGCUUUAUGCAGAGCCCAGCUGGACUUAUCACAGGUGUGGCACAAGGAACUACUAGUCUUCUUAGCAAUACAGUUUACGCUAUUAGUGAUGCUACCACUCAAGUCAGUAGAGCUGCACACAAGGGUAUUGUUGCCUUUACAAUGGAUGACCCCACUUCAACGGAGAUUGAACGGCAGCAUAAGGGAAUGCCAUCUCAUGGCAAAGGCGUCAUAAAUGAACUUUUGGAGGGGCUCACUGGUCUUCUCCAGUCACCAAUAAGAGGAGCUGAGAAACAUGGCCUUCCAGGAGUCGUAUCAGGUUUUGCUCUCGGAGUGACCGGGCUUGUGGCACGACCAGCCGCAAGCAUCCUAGAAGUCACGGAAAAAACAGCCCGAAGUAUAAGAAACCGAAGCAAACUCUACCACAUGGGGUCCCACCAGCUGCGGGUCCGUCUUCCAAGACCGUUACGACAAGACCACCCUUUAAAACCGUAUUUAUGGGAAGAAGCCGUUGGUGUAUCCGUAUUAUCCAACUCAGAUGACAACUUGAUGUUAAAAGAUGAAACCCUAAUCCUAUCAAAACCACUCAAACAAGGGGGCAAGUUCGUAAUCAUCACCGAACGGCUUAUUUUAACCGUUAGCUGUUCGAGUCUUGUGAAUUUAGGGAAACCCGAAUUUCGCGGGGUCCCGGCUGACCCGGAUUGGAACAUAGAAGCUGAGAUUACUUUGGAUAGUGUGAUACAUGUAGAUAGUGAUGAAGAACUAGUGCAUAUAGUGGGGAGCAGUACCGAUGUGGUUUUAAGGAACUCGAACCAGCAAAGACGGGUUGGCGGGAAAAGAUGGUAUAACCAGCCUACGCGGGUCCCACUUUUUCAAACGAACUUGGAGUGUUCGUGUAAAGAAGAUGCGGGUGAGUUGUUGAAGGUGAUUUUGGUUAUGAUUGAGAAAGGGAAGGAGCGUGGGUGGGGCGGGGUACAUCGGUUGCAUCAGAGUGAUGUUCGGCAAAAGGGGUAGUGUACAUUCUUUAUAUCUAGUUGUACAUUAGUUGUAGAUACAUGCCAUUAGGAAGGGUGGUGUGAUAUCACCAUCAUCAUCAAUCUAAAGCUAGAAAAUUUAAAGUUAUAAACACUAGAAACGAACAUUACGAUAUAGGAGAGAGAACUCAAGAGCCUGUAAAAGGUGGAAGUUUUGGUUUACUUGUUCACUUUUGUUGCUAUUAUUAUGGGGGUGUUUCGGAUUUGCUUAUUUAGAUGGGCUAUAUUCCUUUUGCUUUUUUUUU